This is a messenger RNA of Durio zibethinus, 4273 nucleotides long. RefSeq lists its product as uncharacterized. Gene Ontology annotation, molecular function: protein binding. The record is from RefSeq and is a predicted model, not a curated record. Lineage: Eukaryota; Viridiplantae; Streptophyta; Magnoliopsida; Malvales; Malvaceae.
GUUAGAGAAUAACUUCGACAUGCCUUGUCUUGGUCCAAGUGUCCAUCGCGCUUCGGCUCACCCUCUACAGUAAAAAAACUUCUGGGCUCCGUGAUAUCAUUCCAGUCUAAGCCCUUGAAUAUAGCUUUGAUAAAUUGCGACUCGUUCCAUACAGAAAAUGCUGACCAAUCAGUUCUUGAUAAAGACGAAGAAUUCACCGUCAUUCCGCGUGGUCGACUUAGUGAAGCCACUUGUGUAAUAAAGGAGCAUAUAAUAAGUCAAACAAACUCCUCGUCUGAACAAAUGCGAUGUCUCUGCUAGAGAUUGACUGAGGAUUCUCUAAUCAGCAGCCUUUGCAAUGAGCUGAUAAUCAUGAUGGUCAAGAAAUGGAGUAAACCAAUGGUUUGGGUAAUCUCUUUCGCUUGUAGACCAUCUCCUAUGCACUGUCCCCAUUGGUGCCUGCUAUUAUUAUAUAUAAAUUAGAACGUAACCUUUCCAUUUCCAUCUCAAAUAGGUCCAUGUAAUUAAUAUAGGGAUGGACCAUUCGAGAAUUUGUCGAUUUGAGGCACUCGAUUGACUAAUCCAAAGGUCCGCAAAAGCAACUUCUAUAUAUAUCAAUAUCUUCUUUCUCAGCUGCAGCAACCAAUAGAUUCUUUCAAACCAUGAAGUGGAUUUUCUGGUGCUGGCUUUCUUUGGUCCUGGUACAGUUAAACGAUUACCAAUGCUUUGGUUGCCAUGAGGAAGAGAGGCUUGCUCUUUUGAAACUCAAAACAUCUUUCUAUCCGGACGAGAGCUAUGCUCCUCCAUCUUGGGAGGAUAAUGAUAGUGACUGUUGUGGUUGGGAAAACGUGGUGUGUGACAAAGAAACGAAACAAGUAAGUAAGCUUUUUCUUAACAGCUCAUGGGAUCCCCUUGAAGUAUAUGAAGAUGUGUAUCUGGAUGCCACCCUUUUUCUUCCAUUUAAGGAUCUGACUUCCCUAAACUUGUCUUCAAACAUGUUUUCUGGUUUGGCUGAUAAUGAUGGCUUUGAAAGAUUGUCUAAACUGAACAAGUUGAGAUUCCUUGAUUUGAGCGGGGGCAACUUUAAUGACAGCAUCUUUGCACAUGUUGGAGCAAUCUCUUCACUUACUACUUUGUAUUUGGCUUCGAACUUAAUGACCGGAGCGACUCAUUUCCAAGAACUGCCUGCUCUGUCUAACUUGGAGGAGUUGGACUUGAGUGAGAAUUUGUUAGAAAGCUUCAUGGAGAUUCAAGGUCUUAAAAAAUUGAGCAAACUGAAAGUCCUGAACCUAAACUCAAAUAAGCUCAACAUGAGUACUUUACUGUCUCUCGGGAAUCUCCAUUCGCUCAAGAGGCUUUAUAUCAACGAUAAUAGCUUGGAAGGAUCCAUUGCUAUUGAAGGACUUAACAGUUUGAGAAACUUGGAGGUCUUGGAUGUCUCUUCCAGUAAUAUUAGCAGCAACUUUCUUCAGGUUUUAGACUACAUGAUAUCCCUUAAAGGCUUAUCCUUGCGUGAUAAUAGUCUCAAUGGCACCACGGAUUUGCUUGGCUUGUGCAAACUUAGGGAUCUUGAAGAGUUGGAUCUCAGUCAUAACAGUUUCAAAGGCACAAUCCCUUCCUGUGUUGAAACCUUGACAUCCCUUCGAGUUCUGGAUAUCUCUAGAAACAGGUUUUCGGGGAACAUCAGUUCAUCUUUCAUCUCUAGCCUCAUUUCCCUUGAGUUUCUUUCCCUUUCUCACAAUGUAUUCCAAAGUUUGGCCCCAUUUUCCUCAUUUGCUAACCAUUCUAAGCUUGAGGUCUUUGAGCUUAUCGGUAAUAACAAUGGGUUAAUGGUUGAAAUCGAUGAUCAUAAUUGGGUUCCACGCUUCCAACUGAAGAUCUUCCGUCUUUCAGGCUGUUCAGUUGAUGAAGGAUCCAUGUUCAAAUUUCUUUCUUACCAAUAUGAUCUUAGAGUGAUUGAUCUCUCUGAUAACAACUUGGAAGGAGAUUUCCCUAAUUGGUUGAUGGAGAAUAAUACAAGAAUGGUAGAGCUAUAUUUGAAAAAUAAUUCUUUCAAAGGCCAAUUUCCUCUUCCAUCUCGUCCUAGCACAUUCAUCUCCGUUGUUGAUAUUUCCAGCAAUCAGCUUCAAGGACAUAUCCCAUCCACCAUAAGUGUCUAUCUCCCAAAUCUGAAAUAUCUGAAUCUCUCAACGAAUUCCUUCAAAGGUAGCAUUCCUUCUUCAUUCGGUGAUAUGAAAAAUCUGCUCGUUUUGGACCUGUCAAACAAUGAACUCUUGGGAGGCAUACCUGAUAGCUUGGUCUCUGGCUGCAUUCUUUUGCAUGCUCUAAUAUUGUCAAACAAUAAUCUUAGUGGCGAAAUGUUUCCAAAGUUUUCUAAUCUAACCAGCUUAGAAAUACUGCGUUUGAAUGGGAAUCUCUUUCUUGGAGAAAUCCCAGAGAGUUUGCUCAACAGCUCAUACUUGAAGAGUCUAGAUGUUAGUUAUAACUCCUUAUCAAGUAAGCUGCCAACUUGGAUGGGAAAUUUGACUUAUCUGCAAACACUUUUGAUGGCCGGCAAUCAUCUUGAAGGACCGAUUCCCACUGAGUUUUGUUCAUAUGAGAACAUUGAAAUUCUUGAUCUUUCGCAAAACAAUCUCUCAGGCUCUAUCCCUUCUUGCUUUAGCCCAAUAUCCCUUCUCCAGGUAUACCUGCAUGACAACAAGUUCACAGGACCAAUAACAAAAUCCUUCUCUCAAAGCUCACUUUUGGUGACUUUAGACCUCAGAAACAACUACUUGACCGGAGGUAUUCCCAGUUGGAUUUCCAAUCUCAGUUUGAGCAUUCUUCUUCUGAAAGAAAACCAGUUGGAAGGAAGAAUCCCUGUUGAGUUGUGUCAGUCAUCCUUGAUGACUAUGCUAGAUCUUUCUCACAACAAUCUCUCAGGUCCUAUUCCUUCUUGCUUGAACAAGAUACCAUUCAAAAUAGGGUUUCGUUCGGGAAAAUUUCGUAUAGCUGUUUCUCUGGAUGGUGAUCUACAGUUGUCAGCCUAUUCAUAUCAAGGCAGCUAUAUAGAGUUACUUCAAAUACCUUCCUAUGCUAAACCUGCAUAUUAUGAAAUAUCCUCUGUUGAGUUCACAACCAAGAACAGGUCUGACUUCUACAGGAACAACUUUUUAUACAACAUGACUGGAAUUGAUCUCUCCUGGAACAAAUUGACAGGCAGAAUACCACCUGAAAUAGGGGAGCUAAAGCUAAUCCGUGCACUAGAUCUUUCACAUAAUGAAUUGAAUGGUUCAAUUCCAACAACCUUUUCGGGCCUAAAGAACAUAGAAAGCUUGGACCUUUCUCACAACAAGUUGACAGGAGCAAUUCCUCAACAGCUUACUGAGCUGACUGCGCUGGGAUAUUUCUCUGUUGCUUACAACAAUUUAUCUGGUAAAAUACCUGAUAAAGCGCAGUUUGGUGCUUUCGUGGAAAAUAGCUAUGAGGGAAAUUCUUUUCUUUGCGGGCCAACGUUGAAGAAAGACUGUAACCCAACUCCGGAACAAUCACCUGCGGGUCAUGAGGAGGGAGAGAACAGCUUUAUGGAGAUGCUGGCUUUUUACUUGAGUUUUCUUGUGGCUUACGUAACAGUGGUGGUGGUACUUACUGCUACUCUUUACAUCAACAUGGAUUGGAGAAACAAGUGGUUUCAUCUAGUUGAUGCCUGUAUCACUACUUGUCUUUGUAAGUUGACCAAUCAAAAUGAUUAGAAUUUCAUCAUUGUUUGAAAUAAAAUGCAGAGGGAAGCUGAAGGCAUGCAACAAUGUUCCAGCAAAUCACAGAGCCAAAUGAGUAAAAUCCCAUGAUAAAAAACUUUUGGUGAUUGAAGCAUAAUUAGAUACUAAACUUACAUUUUUUUUCUUGUUAAAAACAAGAGAGAAUUUUUAGAGAAGCAAAGAAGUAAGGGUAUGUCAGAGAUUGUCAUCCAAAUCAACUCAAACUUAUAUUUGUAAAAAGGUUUUUUUGUUGAGGUGAGAAAGUGUCGUAAACAAGUAAAGUAUGAUGUGUUGGGAGAUAACGGAGAAAAAUAUUAGAACAAACUUUAAAGUAUUAAUUACAGGAAUAGAGGGUGAUAGCUGGUAAAUGAAGGAUGGUAGAGAAGAAAAUGAGAUUGAAAAAAUGAUUUAGAAAGAGAAUAUGUGUUAUAUAUUGAGUGUUGAACGAGAAUAAUGAUAAAUAAUGAAAGAAUUGAUUGUGACAAAAGAUAUUGAUAUAUUGUUUAAUGAAAGUGUAAUUUACUUUUUUAUGAUAGACAUAAUAUUAUAAAAGUUUA